CCCCCAGACGCAUAUAAACAUUAUCGCUUACAGAAGAAACGGCCUCUCUUUGUCCUUCUCAAAACUGCAACAAUGCCUCAGAAGCCACUAAAGGCAGGCAAGAAAAUUGACAAGAAAAAGGAAGCGGCAAAUAGGCAUGGGAAGGGAGCAGUGACGAAGAAAGGCAGGUUUGAGAAGCCUCCCAAGAAGAGCAAGGCCCUUGAACUUUACAAGGAAGAGAAGGACCUAUCAAAGGCCAUCAAUAAGCGAAAUGAAAGCAACGCUGCUGGGCUGGCGGAGCAGAAAGGCGGCAAGCUGAAAAUGAUCAAAGGACCUCCUCCCGUCCUGGCCCCGAAAGACAAGCAGAAGAAGGCGGGUGCCAAGGCUGAGUUGGCGGACGCGUCCAUGGAGGAGUAGCGGUUGGCUGCAACUCCGGAGGUGUGGGAUUAACAUGAGAGAGGUCACAAAGAACGCGCGAGGGAGCUGUAGCCUUGUGAACAGCUAGGGUGCACAUGUGUUGGUAACCAGGGCUCCUGGGGCCCUAUGUUAGGCCAGGUUAUGGUUUUCGAAUGUUGGCGCAGAGACUGACAUGAAAGUGCAAGGCGGAAAGCCGAGGUAGGCAAAUAAUGAGGGGAAUUCACCUCAUUGCCUUGCUGUCUGGACUCGUCGACGGUCUGGACAGGCUAGGCAGGAGACCAGGCGCUUGGUAGACCAUUGGCAUCGAUGCACGUCUUAGGUUUCAAGUGUUUUCCAUACCCGCUGAGCUCCGACGUGCGCAUCCUGGUUGGCGCACGCUGGAGGUUGUGGCAGUUGAGUGUUACGGCAUGUUGGUAUGUCGAAACAGUGUUAACGUCUUUCUUGUUGUUUGGAUAUCUACUGUAUGUUGUGUUAUACUAGCGAUAUAGUACAGGUUGCUUUGAUUCGUCGUGUAGCACAUAUACUGACCAAGCUAAUUUGCCCGACGGCAAACACUUUACAAUUCCACAGAGUGUGAAGCUGCGAUAAGCGUACUCUAUGAUGAAUGUACAUAUUUAUAUGAGCGCGAUCGUGAACUGUAUUGAAGCAACAAUCGAUGGCUAAACUGAACCAGGGCCCCUGGUACCUGUAAAGGAAUGCGAAGGCAAACCCAGCUUGCAGACUUAAUAGCUGGAUCAGGGCUUGUCAGUGGUCUUGCGCGACGGACGUCAAGCCAGGAUGGUAGCAACACACCCGCACAGCCCGUGUUGUACCACUUCGGCACCGGGCCAGGCGCCAGCAAGGAUCAUCGUGAUAGACCUCCGCUCCCAGCCGGUCCCAGCGGCACCCCACCGGCACCCUCCAGCGCCUCUGCCGCUGGCCGCCCACCGGCCGCACCCGCAUGGCCCUCCCCGCGCGCAUCCCCAUCCAAAAGCACCCCUGCCAGCCAUGCGAACAGCGGCAACACUACCGGCAGCGCCGGCGGCAGCAGCAGCGGUGGCGGUGCGCUCUUCCACCGCACAAGCACCGAUACGCAGCUGGGAAGCGCCUCCUCCGCCCCCCUACCGCACCUGGCCCACCCCCGGUCCAACUCAGCCGGAUCUAUCGACAUGUACGACACGACGUCGAGUGUGCCGUACAACCCAGCUGCCGGGUGCCUGCCUGCUGUCGGACACCAUCUCGGAGGGAACCCCGCCGAGGCGACUGCAGCGGGGCAGCCCUCGCAGCAGCUCCCACAGCAGUUCCCGCUGCCGGCGGCGGGGUCGCAUGCUGCUGGGGGGUACUCGGAGGCGAUCAACAGCGUCGCCAGCACCCGCCACAGCGGCGGCGGUGCCGUACAAUGCAGCGGCGCGUCCGGAUCCGGUGCCGUACAACUACCGCAAUACCAUCCGCAUAUGGUGUCGUACCAAGGGGGGGCUUCCGCAGGGGUGUCUAUGUCGGGCUCGGAGCAACCAUGCUACGGAAGUAACCAUGCUAGCUUGAGCGGCGGUGCGGGCGGCAGCAGUAGCGGCGGCAGCUGCAGUGGCGGUGGUGGCGGUGGGGGUAGUGGUGGAGGCUCCUCAGCGAUUGACCGUGGCGGGUUUCCGCCGCAGGCACAGCCCCAACAUCAAUCCCUGCAUGCCGCACAUGCGACCCACGACCACGGCAGUCGUGACGGUAUGGGCGGCAGCAGCAGCUGUAGCCCCAGCAGCAACAACAGGAACCUGCCGGCUGGUAGCAGCCCCAGCCCCAGCAGCAGCAGCAGAAGGAAUUCGCUUAGCAGUGGGUCAGGCGUGAGGAGCGGUGUCGGAGGCGGCGGUGGUGGGUUCGUAAACAAACGCGUGCGCUCGCUCAACGCCUCCAGCGGGGCUCCGGCGGGACUGCACCGCAGCUCCUCUGAUAGCGCCGUACAAACACAUGGCGCCGCCACGGCCGCACUGGCGGUAGCUGCGGCCCAUGACGCCUGGGUAACAGCAGCAGCGCCCAUUGCAACGCCUCCAGCAGCAUACGUCACUGCGCCCGCACAGGAAGGCAGAGCGACCCAUGGGUCAGGCUCUGCAGUUAGCAGGGCCGGGAGUAUGCCGUCAACGUCAGGUUUGGGCGCUGCGGCGCUAGCGCCGGUUGCAGGGGCGGCUGAGAUGCUGGUGCUGGAGGAGGCGGAUGAGCAGGAGGGGCCCCUGGGGGGACUCGCAGCGCAGGCGGGAAGGGCGGCGCAGUCCCAUGCGACACCCAGCAUGGCAUCCACGGACUCGGAGCUGGGCUCAGGGGUGCAGCAGGGAGGGGCGCAUGGGCUCCCGGCUGGGGUUAGCGGGGAGGGCGAGGCGGACAGGGUAAGUGCAAGCCAGCUGCUCCCACGCGGGGCGGUAACGGGCGCUCCGCCGCCGCCAGCUGCAUGGCCGCCGAUGUCGUCAGCCCCUGGCACAGCAGCCACGGGGGUGGUAGGGACAGCGGCGGCGGCAGCUACGGGGGCUCACCCGAAUGCUGCUGGUGCUGCAUGCAGCCUGGCGGCGGGGCCGCCUGGCGAGGUGGCGGAGCUGCGGCGGCUGGUGUCGGAGCUGAGUGCGCAGGUGUCGCGACUGACGGCGCAGCUGUACGACAGCGAGGCGGCGGCGGCGCAGCUGCAGUCGCUGGCGGCGACGGCGGAGGCGGCGGGUCGCGAGGCGGCGGAGGCGGAGGCGGCGCGGAAGCACAUGAAGGCGCUCAAGUCUGCCGAGGCUGCUCGCGACAAGGCGGAGGUGUCCCGGCGGGCCGCUGAGAAGCGAGCUCGGGCGGCGGAGGAGGAGCUGGCGGGGCUGCGGGAGAAGCUGGAGGCCAAGACGAAGCAGGCCUCCGAUCUGGAGUCCAGCCUGGCUGGGGAGCAGGCGGCUCAGGAGCGGCAGCGCAGGGCCCACGAGGAGGCUCUGUCGGGGCUGGAGGCGCAGCACCGGGCGCAGAGCCGCAAGCUGAGCCAGGACCACGAGGCGGAGAAGAAGAGCAUGCAGGAGACGCUGUCCAAGAUGCGCGAGGACAUGGCCCGGCGCAACCAGACCAUCCUGGCGCUGCAGGCGGACCUGGAGGCGGCGCAGGAGGAGGGCGGGCGGCGGGAGCAGCAGCUGGCGGGGCUGAGGGACACGGUGGCGCAGCUGGAGGCCGAGCUGGAGCGGGUGCGAGGCAGUCGCAAGGCGGGUGGUGCGGAGGCGGAGGGAGAGCAGGGCGCGGAGGCGGAAGGCGUGCGGCGACUGGAAUCACGAGGCGAGGGGACCUCGACCGCCCCCACCGAAGCGCUCGCAGACGGCAGCAGCCUAGCCGCCAUGUCCUCCGCCUCCACCGCAGCAGCCUCUAACACCACCAGCACCACCACCACCACAAACAGCAGCGCUGCAAGCGGCGGCUCAACAGGCACUGCAGGUACCAGCGGCAGCGACAACCCCGGCGGACGUCGGAGCCCCGCCCCCUCGACUUCCUCGUCUACUGCCGCCGCCGGCGCUCCGCUGUUGGACGAGCAGACACGAGCCGUACGGAAGCUGCAGUCGGAGGUUGCUGGCAUCCGGGAGCAGCACGCGCAGCGGCUGGUGCAGCUGGAGGAGGUGGUGGCAGGCUGUGAGGCGUCCAUGAGGGAGGGGCUGCAGGGAAUGGAGCGCGUGUUUGGAGUGCUGGUGUCUCGUACGGCAGCGCUGCUAGCAGGCCGCCUGGGAGCCAACACAGCCGCGGGGAAAGCUGCCAAUGCACCCGCCUUCGUAACCGCCGCCGCUGACGCACCAACAGGCCAUAGCUCAGGCGAUCGCGGCGGCGACGGGAGCUCAUCACCCUGCCGCCAACGCCGCCGCGGCGCAUUCUUCCGCGGCGACGGCGGCUGCGACAACGGCUUCCUCCCAGCAACACCAAACCAGCCGCCAGGUUGCUUCCGCCGGCUCUGCUCCCGCCGCCGCCGCCCCCGUCAGUGCGGCCCGUGAGGCCCUCAUGGUGUCCACACGUGAGGUGCUGCUGGCGGGACGCAAGGAGCUGCUGCCGGCGGUGAUGACGGCGGAGGGCUGGGGCGACGGUACGGCAGCGGGCGGGCUAGACGCGGCAGCGGCGGCGGCGCAACUGCACGGCGGGCGGGCGGAGGCGGCGCUGGUGGCGGCGGAGAGCUCGCUGCGGCUGCGUGCGCAGGUGGUGGCGCUGCAGGCGGAGGUGGCGCGCAGCAGGGCGGCGGGCGGGGAGGUGGUGGAGCGGGGGCGGGAGCAGGCGGUCAAGCACGAGGUGCACGAGGUGACGCUGUCCGAGGUGCGUCGGGAGCUGGCGGCCGCUCGGCAGCAGGUGGGACACCUGCAGCGGGAGCUGGAGCGGGCGCGGGCGGGCAUCCUGGCGGCAGCGGACUCGCGUUCCCCGCCACUUGACGCCCCGGAGCGGGAGCGGCUGGAGGCGGCUGCCGCGGCGGCGCGGGAGGAGGCGGUGCGGCACCGGGCUGUUGCUGCGGCGGCCAGGAGGGACCUGGAGGCGCGGGAGCGGCAGGCGGAGGAGGCGGGGGUGCGGCAGGAGCGGCUGGAGGCGCAGCUGCGCGAGUCCCGUUCCGAGGCCCAGCGCCAGUCCGAGGGUGUGAAGCGGCUGCGGCUGCUGCUGGCUCAAGCCAAGCAGCUGCUGCGGGAACAGGGGGUGCCCUUCAUGGAAGACGACCCGGGGCUGGAGCUGCUGCUGGCGGCUGCACAGGGGGGAG
Astrephomene gubernaculifera is the source of this 5089-nucleotide messenger RNA. Lineage: Eukaryota; Viridiplantae; Chlorophyta; Chlorophyceae; Chlamydomonadales; Astrephomenaceae. The record is from the annotation of a GenBank genome assembly.